CCACCUCUGCCGCUAUAUAUGAACCCGAGAUCUCCGUUUCCCUCCUCCGGAUCUUGAUUCUCCACAAUCGUCGGCGAAGAGGAGAGGAGGAAAAUAGAGGGAGUCGAGUCGAAGCUCUCGCUCUCAGAUAAAACCAUUUGGAACCUAACUUGCAUUGAGGGGCACGAUGGUAGAUUCAAGCAAGGAUGUUAAUGGGAGCUUUUCAGGUGACAAGAAGAUCAUAGUUGUUUUUGUAUUAGGAGGACCUGGAAGUGGAAAAGGCACACAGUGUGCAAAAAUUGUUGAAAACUUUGGUUUCACCCAUCUCAGUGCUGGUGAUCUUCUACGUGCAGAAAUUAAAUCUGGUUCCGAAAAUGGUACCAUGAUCUCAAACAUGAUAAAGGAAGGGAAAAUUGUUCCUGCUGAGGUAACGAUUAAGCUUUUACAAAAGGCUAUGCUUGAAGGUGGAAACGACAAAUUUCUUAUCGAUGGAUUUCCCCGAAACGAAGAGAAUCGUGCUGCUUUUGAGGAUCUUACAAAAAUUGAGCCAGAAUUCAUACUAUAUUUUGAUUGUCCAGAGGAAGAGAUGGAACGACGACUAUUAAGUCGCAACCAGGGGAGAGUUGAUGAUAACAUUGAGACUAUAAGGAAGCGUUUUAGGGUUUUUGUUGAAUCCAGUUUACCUGUAGUUGAGUACUAUGAACUGAAGGGCAAAGUUCGAAAGGUUGAUGCACUAAAGCCUAUCGAUGAAGUUUUUGAAACUGUAAAGGCCAUUUUUGCUCCAUUCCACACCAAAGUUGACUAGAGCUGGCUUGAUGAUGUUAACCUGCAUUAAAUAAAAGGUAUCGUUCUGUAGCACAGUCUUCUUUAAUUUGUAAUAUUCAUCAGCCUAUUUUGGCAUGUAUCGAUUAAACUUAAGUGUUUUUUUUGUUUAAUAUAAACAUUGUCCAAGCAUACCUUCUUCAAUUGUUAAAGCUGUAUUUCAUCCUCACAGCUGUAUGCAUUUGCACUUUGCACUCCUUGAAAUAAAAUCUGUAGACAGAAUUCAUUCCUUCA
This is a messenger RNA of Musa acuminata subsp. malaccensis (wild Malaysian banana), 1035 nucleotides long. Its product is annotated as UMP-CMP kinase 4. Gene Ontology annotation, molecular function: ATP binding; UMP kinase activity. Gene Ontology annotation, biological process: UDP biosynthetic process; CDP biosynthetic process; 'de novo' pyrimidine nucleobase biosynthetic process. NCBI's taxonomy places the organism in Eukaryota, Viridiplantae, Streptophyta, Magnoliopsida, Zingiberales, Musaceae. Gene Ontology annotation, cellular component: cytoplasm; nucleus. The record is from RefSeq and is a predicted model, not a curated record.